AUGGCCGGCAGUCCGCGGGAACAGUGGGAAAGGCUUCAGGUGAUUCUACAGAACCGCGCGAGAGGCGGCGGUGGUGGAUUCAAAUUUGGCGGAGGCUCGCCUAUUGGAGGUCCGGCUGUUGCACUUGUUGCCUUGAUAGCUGGCGGAUAUGCGCUGUCAACCGCUCUUUUCAACGUCGACGGUGGUCACCGGGCCAUCAAGUACUCUAGAUUAUCUGGUGUGAAAAAAGACAUUUACAGCGAAGGAACGCAUCUUCAGAUACCCUGGAUCGAGACUCCGGUCGUAUACGAUGUCCGCGCAAAGCCACGAAACGUCGCCUCCUUGACCGGAACCAAGGACUUGCAGAUGGUCAACAUCACAUGCCGUGUUCUAUCCCGACCACGAAUCGAAGCACUACCUCAGAUUUACCGGACACUUGGAAAGGAUUUUGAUGAGCGGGUUUUGCCGUCUAUUGUCAACGAAGUGCUGAAGAGCGUCGUCGCCCAGUUCAAUGCUAGUCAACUGAUCACGCAGCGAGAGAACGUUGCUCGUCUUGUUCGUGAUAACUUGGCCCGACGAGCGGCUCGCUUCAACAUUACCCUGGAUGAUGUUUCAUUGACUCAUCUCGCUUUCUCCCCCGAAUUCACCGCUGCCGUCGAAGCCAAGCAAGUGGCCCAGCAAGAUGCACAGAGAGCUGCUUUCGUGGUCGACAAGGCCCGGCAAGAGAAGCAAGCGACAGUCGUCCGCGCUCAGGGUGAAGCCCGUUCCGCCGAGCUCAUUGGUGACGCCAUCAAGAAGAGCAAGAGUUACGUCGAACUUCGUCGCAUCGAGAACGCACGCAACAUUGCUCAAAUCCUUCAAGAAUCUGGCAAGAACAAGCUAUACCUUGACACUCAAGGCCUGGGUCUGAAUGUCAAUGCCAAUCCUGACAACGAAAAAUAA
Talaromyces rugulosus is the source of this 921-nucleotide messenger RNA. RefSeq lists its product as uncharacterized. The coding region runs from base 1 to 921 and encodes 306 amino acids. Gene Ontology annotation, cellular component: mitochondrion; membrane. The transcript has 4 exons. The record is from RefSeq and is a predicted model, not a curated record. Lineage: Eukaryota; Fungi; Ascomycota; Eurotiomycetes; Eurotiales; Trichocomaceae. Gene Ontology annotation, biological process: mitochondrion organization.